Molecule: messenger RNA, 1011 nt
Organism: Saccostrea cuccullata (small rock oyster)
Lineage: Eukaryota; Metazoa; Mollusca; Bivalvia; Ostreida; Ostreidae
Product: ankyrin repeat and KH domain-containing protein mask-like
Exons: 1
Coding region: 1-1011 (336 amino acids)
Molecular function (GO): protein binding
Source: RefSeq, a predicted model, not a curated record
AUGCCACUGAUAAUAUCAUGUGAGUGUGGAUAUAUAGAUAUUGUAAAGGAACUGAUUGAGGCGGGAGCUGAUGUCAAUUUAAAAGGUAAAUGUAGCACUCCAGUGAGCGCCGCAUGCUCUCGUGGACAUGUUGACAUUGUACGACAACUUCUAAAUGCGGGAGCUAAAAUCAAUCAAAGCACGUCAUGUGAUACGCCGUUGAUGGCAGGAUGUAGAGGAGGUAAUGCAACUACAGUGAAGGUGGUCCUUGAAGCUGGUGCUAGCGUCAAUUUAAAAAAUCAUGAAGGGGAGACACCGCUGUAUAAAGCAGUAGAUAACGAUGACUCAAACGUCUUUGUUUUAAAAAUGCUUAUCGAACGAGGUGCCGAUAGUACAAUUUGUACAAAUUCUAAAGUAUCGCCGUUAUACCUUGCAUUGCUUAAGAACAUGGCAAAUGUUUUUAAAGCUUUAAAAAAGUCUAAAAAUAAACUACAACAGAAAAAAGUAAAUCUGCAUUUACUUGACAUACUUGAGGACAUUCAACAUGCAAAUGUAGCUGUUGAUAGUAAAGAUGAUGUUAUAUUUACAAAGAAAAUAGUCUGGGAUAUGACAGAGGACUUGCAUGGAAAAUUACUUCGUGCUGACUGUGAUGUAUUAAGACAUUUGCUGUGUUUUGGUUUCGAUGCCAAUCAAAAUAUUUUAAUUCGUAAAAAACCAAAUCAGUCAGACAUCAAACCAGUUCUGUUCAGAAUUAUUGAUGGCAAAUUAUUUUAUGAUAUCAAACAAAUUGAAAAAAUAGUAUGUAUUUUACUUGAAGCCGGUGCAGAUGUGAAUUUGAGUGUCAAAUACACAGAAUAUAACUCGUUGGUGGACAAAGAGGGUGUGACCGCGUUAGAAAGAACCAGGCAAAAGCUACGUGAGCACAAAAACCCUAAAAACUAUUUCCCUUUAAAGGAAAAGAGAAUAAUGGAACGCAAGUAUCAAAUGAUUUUGACAGAAAUCAAGAGACAUGUCAGAAGAUACUCCAUUUGA